This is a messenger RNA of Suillus discolor, 2219 nucleotides long. RefSeq lists its product as uncharacterized. The coding region runs from base 79 to 2169 and encodes 696 amino acids. NCBI's taxonomy places the organism in Eukaryota, Fungi, Basidiomycota, Agaricomycetes, Boletales, Suillaceae. The record is from RefSeq and is a predicted model, not a curated record. The transcript is spliced from 7 exons.
GUCACUGCUGAGCGCUGAAGUGCUGCACUGGCAUGUGAUUUCGCCCCUAGGUAUGGUAUGUCAUAAUCGUUACCAUAUAUGGUGUUGCCCGGCCGUAUUUUCUCAGUCAACGUUGCGGAGACGCAGACUGUUGAUGACCUCAGAAAGGUCAUCAAGGACGCGAACAAGCCAGAAUUUGACCAUGUUGCCGCUUACGAUCUCAAGCUAUGGCAGGUCGACCUGCCUAUCGACGAAACGAUCGAGCACAAUCUUAGCAGUCUUAAGCUUGACACAAAGAAAUCCCUAUAUAAAACACCUGAGGAGAAUACUGCGAAGAGGCAACGUGUUGAGCAGAAAUCCCUAUCACCUGUGGCUCCAAUGGAGAGGGUUUUUCCCAAUGCUCCUGACCCUGAGCAUCUACAUAUUGUUAUCAGACCGCCCCACUUCAAUAUAAACUGCGUCGUCCUCGACGAUCCUGACUAUGCAUUUACGAUCAAGAUUGCACCGACAGAGAAUGUUAGCGCCCUCCAAAAGGCUAUCAAGGACGCGAAGAAGCCACAAUUUGACCAUGUUGCCGCUAACCAUCUCAAGGUAUGGCAGGUCAACAUCAAACCGAACGACCUAUACUUACUCGACGCGAUCGAAGACCAAGGCGUGGCGUUGGAGUCGUUAACCGAACUGUCCGAAGCGUUUGUGGAUGGAGUAGAGCGCGGAUGCAUUCAUGUCAUCGUACGAGAAUCUGCAGUUGAACAAGGCGAAGUCAAAACCAAUUAUACCACGAAGCUCGACGAAGACUUCAAGAACGCUUCUUCUCACUUCAACUAUCCUUUUCCGUCAGCAGCUGCUAAAUCCAAAGAAUAUUGCAAUAUACAGCGCGGACCCAGGAGAUUAUGCGAUGGUCGUUAUGCUCAUGAAAAACCAGCCGAUACGACUGCACCACCGAUACAGUUGUUCAAUCCAGCAUUCGCCUACUUCUCAAGCAAAGCGUUCGAUCCUGAAUACGUCGUACCCAAUGAGGUGCUGCGUGAUAUCCAGAAUCUCAUGCCUACAUUUGCGGCAAUUCAUCCCAGCGAGAAUGACCGCAAAGUAAAUCUGACUCCUCUGCUGGAAAAGGUGAUCCAACAAACUUUAUUGCACAUGAAAGGUCGUCGUGGCGGUCAUAUUCUCGAUGCUGAUGCUAUAGCUGUCCAUGUUCAUGGCCGUAUUCCAAUACACCUCGUGGUAGUUGAGGAGAAGAACGAGGUUGGGGAUGGAGGUUCAGACCCUUCGGUCCAGGCGUCAUUCUCCUUUGUACAUCUAACUCGUGACUCACAGUACACGGAACUUCGCUCAAAGUGUAAUUGUCCUACCUUCUUGGUUGUUCACGCUGGACCUUGGCUAGCAGUUCUGGGCGCCGUCUUCACGGAGAAGUAUAUAGUCCAACGGCUUACGGACUUCAUCUGGAUCCCAGUCCGCUCUGCACUCGACGACGACCAGUUUCUUCGAAUUGGGCGCGUCCUGUAUGCACUUACGGAAUCAGUCGCACAGCUCAGAGACUGGUAUGACAAUGUCUUGGAAUGUGGCGAGCCGCCGUACGAUACAACACGUCCUACUGUACACUCUCGCUUUUUCCCAACCCCACAUACCUAUCUACGCGACGAGAUUCCCGUACAAUUCAAAUAUGAGCGGCCCCUGGAACGCGAUGCUUCGUGUGUGACUUACCUGGCGAAGACGCAGGAGGACAACCCGAUCAAUGUCGUUGUAAAGUUCGUCACCAGGUACGGCGAGGACGUUCACAUGGCGAUGGCAGAAGCUGGGUUCGCGCCGAAACUUUUGUAUUACGGAAAGAUUGAUGUCAGGAAGGGGAUGCCAUCGUAUGGCGGGCUGCGGAUGGUAGUAAUGGAAUAUGUGGACGGAACGACGGCCUGUAGUUCACUGCGACUGCCUCCCAGCUUUCACCAAGAGCUCGAGGAUGCGAUGAAGUGCUGCCACGAGAAGGGUUUUGUGUUUUGUGAUCUUCGGAAGCCGAACAUCAUGAUCACGAAGGACGGCAAAGUGCAACUGAUCGAUUUCGACUGGGCUGGACGCAAAGGCGAGGUCAAAUAUCCUGUAUCCAUCUCUCCCGCUAUUAAGUGGCCGAAGGGGGCGCAAGGAUUAGGGCCUAUACUGGAAGAACACGAUCGUGAUAUGCUAGUGCGCUACUGUAGUUAGACUUUCAAUUCUGAUGCGUUGCCACCAGCUUCAAGUUGUGCACGCCUAUA